AGUUGUGUUGGACUCAGAGUCUCUCAUGGUGGACUCGGAGUCUCUCAUGGUGGACUCGGAGUCUCUCAUGGUGGACUCGGAGUCUCUCAUGGUGGACUCUGUGUCUCAUGUUGGACUCUGUGUCUCAUGGUGGACUCUGUGUCUCAUGGUGGACUCAGUGUCUCAUGUUGGACUCUGUGUCUCAUGGUGGACUCUGUGUGUCAUGGUGGACUCUGUGUCUCAUGUUGGACUCUGUGUCUCAUGUUGGACUCUGUGUCUCAUGGUGGACUCUGUGUCUCUCAUGGUGGACUCAGUGUCUCUCAUGGUGGACUCAGUGUCUCGUGUUGGACUCAGUGUCUCGUGUUGGACUCUGUGUCUCAUGUUGGACUCAGAGUCUCUCAUGGUGGACUCAGAGUCUCUCAUGGUGGACUCAGUGUCUCUCAUGGUGGACUCAGUGUCUCUCAUGGUGGACUCAGAGUCUCUCAUGGUGGACUCAGAGUAUCGUGUUGGACUCAGAGUCUCGUGUUGGACAGAUUCUCUCAUGGUGGACUCUGUGUCUCGUGUUGGACAGAGUCUCUCAUGGUGGACUCAGUGUCUCAUGGUGGACUCAGAGUCUCUCAUGGUGGACUCUGUGUCUCAUGGUGGACUCUGUGUCUCAUGGUAGACUCAGAGUCUCUCAUGGUGGACUCAGAGUCUUAUGGUGGACUCAUUGUCUCUCAUGGUGGACUCAGAGUCUCUCAUGGUGGACUCUGUGUCUCAUGGUGGACUGUGUCUCAUGGUGGACUCAGAUUCUCAUGUUGGACUCUGUGUCUCGUGUUGGACUCAUUGUCUCUCAUGGUGGACUCAUUGUCUCUCAUGGUGGACUCAUUGUCUCUCAUGGUGGACUCAUUGUCUCUCAUGGUGGACUCAUUGUCUCUCAUG
Austrofundulus limnaeus is the source of this 900-nucleotide messenger RNA. RefSeq lists its product as uncharacterized. The record is from RefSeq and is a predicted model, not a curated record. The coding region runs from base 26 to 643 and encodes 205 amino acids. The transcript has 2 exons. Lineage: Eukaryota; Metazoa; Chordata; Actinopteri; Cyprinodontiformes; Rivulidae.